Ziziphus jujuba (common jujube) is the source of this 1542-nucleotide messenger RNA. Its product is annotated as AT-hook motif nuclear-localized protein 23. Gene Ontology annotation, cellular component: nucleus. The record is from RefSeq and is a predicted model, not a curated record. The transcript has a single exon. Bases 385 to 1257 code for a protein of 290 amino acids. NCBI's taxonomy places the organism in Eukaryota, Viridiplantae, Streptophyta, Magnoliopsida, Rosales, Rhamnaceae. Gene Ontology annotation, molecular function: minor groove of adenine-thymine-rich DNA binding; DNA-binding transcription factor activity.
ACAGGUGCAGGCGUUUGCCACUUUAUCUUUUCUGUCUGUCUGUGUUUCUCUCUCAGCUGCUUCUUCUCUCCCUCUCCUUUUCUUUCUCUGCACUCGAUUCCUUUUAGUUUUCUAUUUGUUACAGUGCUUUGAAAUCAUGGGGCUCUCCUUUCUCAACAAAACCAUUAAAUAAUUCUCUCGAUCACCUCCUCUCUCUCUCUCUCUCUCUCAAAUUUUAUUAAAUUCUAUAAUUAUUAAUUUUUCUAUCUAGCUCUAUUUUUAAUUACUAUAAUUUUUUCUUUUUUCUUUCUUACUUUCUUUUUUCUUUUUCUUUUUUUUUUUUUUUUUUUUUUUUUUUUGGGUGUGUGUGUGUGUUUUCCUUUUACAUCCUGUUUUGGUGUAUGUAUGGCUGGUUUAGACUUAGGUUCAGCAUCUCCCUUUAUUCAGCAGCUCCAACGCACCACCACCGACCUCCAUCUUCAAAGACCCCCCAACUCUGACGAUGACAACAACCACUUCUCCGCCGAUCAAAACGACGACGAAAACAACCUACAAGGCGGCCUUGACCUUGUCCCUAACUCAGGUCACGGCGAUAUCGUGGGCCGCCGCCCCAGAGGCCGACCUCCCGGGUCCAAGAACAAGCCCAAGCCGCCGGUGAUCAUCACCCGAGAGAGUGCCAACACGCUCCGAGCUCAUAUUUUGGAGGUCAGCAGCGGGUGCGAUGUGUUCGAAUCUCUUGUGACCUAUGUCCGGAAGCGACAGCGGGGGAUCUGCGUUUUGAGUGGAAGCGGCAUGGUCACCAACGUUAGUCUCCGGCAGCCAGCAGCGGCGGGAGCCGUUCUGACCUUGCACGGCCGGUUCGAGAUACUGUCACUGUCCGGUUCGUUCUUGCCUCCUCCAGCGCCGCCGGGGGCGACGAGCUUGACGAUAUUCUUGUCGGGGGGGCAAGGGCAGGUUGUGGGAGGGAAUGUCGUGGGAGCUCUCACGGCAUCGGGGCCGGUAAUCGUGAUAGCUUCGUCGUUUACGAACGUGGCGUAUGAGAGAUUGCCUUUGGAUGAGCAGGAAGAGGCACUUCAGAUGCAGCAACCUCAAGGAGGACCCGGUGGAGGCGGAGGAGGCGGCGGCGGCGGCGGCGGCGGCGGAGUGAAUAAUCCGUUUCCGGAUCCGUCAUCGGGACUUCCUUUCUUCAAUCUGCCACUGAAUAACAUGCCUCAGAUGCCUGUUGAUGGAUGGGGAGCAGCAGCUGGAAACUCAUCAGCAGGACGACCACCUUAUUAAAAUUGAUGAUCAUCAUCAACGGGGGUUUUUGUUUCUUAAUUAGGUAACCUAAUUAAACGACCUCAGACAAUCCUUCUCUUUUUUCCCCUUUUUUUUUUUUGUGUUUUAGAUAAAAUUAAUUAAGCCUCCAUGCCAUCUUUGUAAAAUCACGUUCUGUUUUUGUUUUCUUUGUUUUCGUUUCUUUCUUAUCUUCCUUUUUAUCUUUUUUUGUUUUUGUAACUCUCUUUUGUUUCUGAAAAAUUAAGGCUUAAUUUGAUGAUCAUGAUCAUGAUAUAUGUGGACUAC